GGAGGAGGAGUGGGGGAGUCAGAGAGAAAGUGGGGGCUCUCGCUGACUAAACGCACUUUCCCUGUGAUUGAGAGGACCUGGUGUCCCUCCAGCAUCUCCCUCCGUCCCUCGGCUUAGUUUAAUAUGUCACACCGGCGUUGGUCGCCGUCACCCGCUGGAUUUUAUUUAUAACUGAGCAGAAAAUUGGAUGGAACUCACAAACGGGCAAGACACUCCCGGAAAUAACAUGCGUACUCUCAGCCUGUCACGUACGCUCGCUGAGGAUUUGCAUCGCUGUCGGCUGCCGUAGAGAUCCAGCACAGCCUCAAGAUGUUUAUAAGACGGAUACAAACAAGAAGGCAACUAAGGAUCAUUAAAUGAGAGUAAGUGGGGAGAUAAAAGCGGGUAGAAGAAGAGGACUUGGAUAUGAAACUUCUCGCGGCUGUGGCAGAUCCUCUCCAUCCAGAGAAAUUAGCGGCUCAGCUAGAAAAUGAAGCGAGGACGUGAGCUACGUGCGCAUCCAGCAGAUGACGAGUUGAAAUGGAGAGCUUGGGACACGCGGACCUUUUAAACCCAAGCUCCUCCCGCAGAUCCGUCGCUGUUUUAGCCUCGCAGGAGAGGAGGACGAGCGGCCAGCAGCUCGUGUUUGGAGCCGCAGAGAUCCCCAGCGCGCACCGGGCGGACAUGGGGCUGAACGGCUUCUGCGCCGCGCCGGCCGAGAGUCCCACGGCUGCGGAGUUACUGGCGGGUCUGGCCUCCCAGACCGACUCCCCCGCGAUCACAACCCCGACGAUGCAGUCCAAAACCGGCGUGCCGCUCUACAACGGCGGCGUGGUGUCUCCGUCCGCCACCGUGGAGGGGAGCCAUGCAGGCGUUUUGGCUCACACACCAAACGGUUACCCGGCACACAUGAAGAGGGCGGCGGAGGUGACAGACGGCCCCACGUACCCCCUCACCAGCAGAGCCUGUCUGCCGGAGAAAGGGGACCGGACAGCUCAUGAGAAGUGCCCUUUACUGAUGAGGAGGAUCAAUGGAGACCUUAAAGCCAGACAGGUGCAGCAACAGAAACGGAGAGGUGGAGAGAACCGGGACACCGGGUCAGGGACUGUCAGUGGUCUAACCACCACAUCAGGGUCACCGGGGUCAGGGAGUCCCGUGGACCCAGUUUGCACUCCGGGGGACUCUGACUUUAAGCGGAGACGGUUGUCGGAUGGAAGUGUUGCUGCACAAGUGUUGAGCAGCAACAUUUGUGUUGCUCCCAAAUCUUCAGAGGCCCCCAGAGUGGCCCGAGCAGCCGCCCCGUUCAACUGCAGCAACAGUUCCCAUAGCAACCAAAUAACUAUCAAUCAUGUGGACUGUGUGCCCCCCCAGUCUCCCUUCACCCCUCAUACUAACCAGCACAGCAGACAUAAAGUGGCCUCCUCGGGCCCGCCAGCUGCACCCAGCCAGACCUCCCCUGUUGAGGCUAACUGCAUCCCGACCCCACCGCCUCCUGCGGCGCCCGGCUGGUCAGCAGAGCACAUAGCGCAGCAGUACGUCGUCCCCUGCAUGAAGUACUACGGCAUCUGCGUGAAGGACAACUUCCUGAGUCCUGCGCUGGGCGACAGGGUCCUGGAGGAGGUGGAGGUCCUAAACCGCAGUGGGAAGUUCCGGGGAGGGCAGCUGGUCAGCCAGAAGAACAUUCCCUCUCGGAGCAUCCGGGGCGACCAGAUCGCCUGGGUGGAGGGACGGGAGCCCGGGUGCGAGAGCAUCGGGGCCCUGAUGGCUCACAUUGAUGAGGCCAUCAUGUACAGCGCUGCCAAUGGACAGCUGGGGGACUGCAUCAUCAAUGGACGCACUAAGGCGAUGGUUGCUUGUUACCCAGGCAACGGGGCAGGGUACGUCCGCCAUGUUGACAACCCCAAUGGUGACGGACGCUGCAUCACAUGUAUCUAUUAUCUCAACAAGAACUGGGAUGUCAAGAAACAAGGAGGCUUGCUGCAGAUCUACCCUGAAGGCAAAAAUGUGGUCGCCAGCAUCGAACCUCUGUUUGACCGGCUGCUCAUCUUCUGGUCUGACCGCAGGAACCCUCACGAAGUCAAACCAGCCUACUCCACUCGCUAUGCCAUCACAGUCUGGUACUUUGAUGCCAAAGAGAGAGCUGAAGCUAAAGAGAAGUACAGAUUGGCAACAGGACAGAAAGGUGUUCAAGUGCCUGUCACCCAAAACAGCCGGACAUAAAAAUCUCACCUAAUCACUGGAGAGCACUCUGAAAGUAAUAUGUGCCUUCCUGAACUGAUGAUGGACGUCACGACCAAAUAAGGGAGACGCCGUUGAACUCAUCAGUCAUCAAUGAAGCUCCAUAUUCCACUCUCACAGUGGCAGAUAUCGAGCUCAACAGACUGGAUUGUGUGGCUGAGGUGAGAUCAGAAUGAAACGUCUUAAAAGAAGAUGUAAAGAAGAAAUAAAUUAACUUUUGACGUCUCACAGAAUCAUGUAUGAAUACAACAAACUGAAAAAAACGGACUCAUUCAUUUUAUUUUGUUGCAGUUUUUUGCCUGUUCGGUUGUCAGUGAUGUUGUGAUGUAGUGAGAAAUGAUUGUUUUGCUCUUCUCUGGGGUCAUUUUCAACACAAACACAAGGAGCAUAAAUGAUGAAUCAGUGGAAAAGGGUGCAAAAAGAAUGGGCCUCAUUCACCAAUAUAUAAAGGUUUUUCUGUAAUUAAUUCUUAAGGAAAAAGCUUAAGAAAAGUCGGUAACACUAUACAUAUUUAAUCUUAAAAAAACAAUUUCUUAAAGUUAUAUGAAUCAUUUCAAAAAGCAUUAAUAUACUUAAUAUGGUGUUAAAAUGGGUAACACUUUACAAUAACCAUCAUUUAUAAAUGGUAAACAGAUA
Messenger RNA from Centropristis striata (black sea bass), 2853 nucleotides. It is a transcript of the gene egln2, whose product is annotated as egl-9 family hypoxia-inducible factor 2. The transcript is spliced from 6 exons. Bases 520 to 2199 code for a protein of 559 amino acids. Gene Ontology annotation, cellular component: nucleus; cytoplasm. Gene Ontology annotation, molecular function: peptidyl-proline 4-dioxygenase activity; ferrous iron binding; L-ascorbic acid binding. NCBI's taxonomy places the organism in Eukaryota, Metazoa, Chordata, Actinopteri, Perciformes, Serranidae. Gene Ontology annotation, biological process: peptidyl-proline hydroxylation to 4-hydroxy-L-proline; cellular response to hypoxia. The record is from RefSeq and is a predicted model, not a curated record.